AUGUUCACCGAGGGCCUGCUCGCGAAGCGCGGCACUUUCGUGAAGCCGCCGAACCUGAAGGACGAGCGCUCGACGAAGAUUCUCACGGAGUGCCUCGACUUUAGAGACGUCAAGGUGUUGUCCAAUUUCGUGACGGACACCGGGAGGAUCAUCCCGCGGAGGAAGACUGGGGUCCGGCAGAAGGUGCAGAGGAAGAUGAACCGCGCGAUCAAGACCGCGAGGCAGAUGGCGAUCAUGCCGUUCGACGAGCGCCUCGUCCCGAUCAGAAGGCGGACGUGA
Micromonas pusilla CCMP1545 is the source of this 279-nucleotide messenger RNA. RefSeq lists its product as uncharacterized. Bases 1 to 279 code for a protein of 92 amino acids. Gene Ontology annotation, biological process: translation. The transcript has a single exon. The record is from RefSeq and is a predicted model, not a curated record. Gene Ontology annotation, molecular function: small ribosomal subunit rRNA binding; structural constituent of ribosome. Lineage: Eukaryota; Viridiplantae; Chlorophyta; Mamiellophyceae; Mamiellales; Mamiellaceae. Gene Ontology annotation, cellular component: mitochondrial small ribosomal subunit; ribosome.